Molecule: messenger RNA, 1830 nt
Organism: Coregonus clupeaformis (lake whitefish)
Lineage: Eukaryota; Metazoa; Chordata; Actinopteri; Salmoniformes; Salmonidae
Product: leucine-rich repeat-containing protein 52
Exons: 3
Coding region: 386-1417 (343 amino acids)
Cellular component (GO): voltage-gated potassium channel complex
Molecular function (GO): potassium channel activator activity; voltage-gated potassium channel activity; transmembrane transporter binding
Source: RefSeq, a predicted model, not a curated record
UCUUGACUCCAGUUGUUUAUGCUUUCUUUAGCUCCGUCCUCUCUCUCCUCAUACACUCGAUCCAACGCGUGAGCAGUGAGAGCGCACCAUACCGCCCACCUUCUCAUUCGCGGCUCAGUUUCAGAGAGGGCAGUCACACCACCACACUUGCAGAAGACCAAAUACCAUUAUAACACUAGGCUACGACGCGCGAAGGAACUCUCCUGCAUAUUGAGUUCAAAUGGCAGUUGUUACACAAAAAUGAUUGAUACAAGAAGAAACACUCUCUAAUCGACCAAAUCGAAUAACAGAGAAUUGGAACUGAGAGGGCGCUUGGGCGUCUGGAGUCCUCCAGGUCCACUAUAAUGGUUACGCACGGGAACCCAAACGUGAGGCGACGCUCGGAAUGAACUACGACAACUUGCGAGGACAAGUGGCCAACGUCAAACCUCAUUAUCAGCCCAGCGCACAAUCCUUGCGGCUCAUCAUUCUGCUGAUCCUCGUCAUGGGGGUGACCCCGUCCCCGGCUCUGACAGCGGGAUGUCCGGAACGCUGCGUGUGCGAUGACCAGCUGGUGGUCCAGUGCGCCGGGCAGCACCUCACCGCUUUCCCCACUGACCUGCCGCUGGCCACGCGGCAGCUCAUCAUCUCCAACAACCGCAUCGUGGAGCUGCCGCCACUGCAGCUCAACUACCUGUCGGACUUGGUGUACUUGGACUGUAGCAACAAUUCCCUGACAGAGAUUUUUAUGUCCACAUUCGGGAACCUGGGGAAGCUUGCUUACCUGGACUUGUCCUUCAACACCUUGACGCGGAUAGAGGCCAGGACGUUCGGGCCGCUGUCCAGCCUCGUGAUGCUGAGAAUGACAGACAACCCCGGCCUGUCGUACAUUCACCCGGACGCUUUCGCGAGGAACUCGGCGCUGCAGGUGCUGGACGUGAGCCGGAACAACCUGACCGUGUUCAACAUCAGUUCCCUCAUCGCGCUGCCCACCCUGCGCUCUGUCGGCCUCAGCGGGAAUUCCUGGAGCUGCGACUGCGACAACGAGGACCUCUGUCUCUGGGUCCACAUCGAAGCAUUCAAGUUUCAAGACGAGGGCCAGACGGUGUGCCAUGGUCCUCCUGACCUGCAGGGGCAGCGUCUGGGUGAGCUGGGGCUGCAGCUGCGGUCGCGGUGCCACCAGGGCCUGGGUUCCUGGGACUACCUGUUCUUCCUCGCCAUCGGCUUCGUCAUCUUCGCGGCGGGAACGGUGUCGGCGUGGGCCAUCGGCGUGGUCAUAGUGUUGUACGAACGCUAUGUCAAGAAGAAGAGCGAGCAGAUGGACCCCGACGACGAGGUAGAGCAGGACGCAGGACCUGGCACGGGUGGCGGGGGUGAUCACCAUGCCAACCCACGUGGUAAUGGGGAUAUGAAAAACACUGGUCACAUGGUGGUAUGACUCCACCCUGUCCCACACCCGACUGUGCCUCGGAACCCACAGAACUACAAAACCUGUGAUGUCAUAGAAUGGCAGAGGUUAAGAAGAAACUACAAAGCAGAGCACACUGGGAUUUAUAUUGACUCCCUUAUAAAAUACAGAAGAGAGACAACACAGAGAUGUGCCUGACUGUCAUGGUGAUUGAGAGUUGAAUGGUCAUAGUUCCUUAAAGGCCCAGUGCAGACAAAAUUCAGUUUGUCCUGUGUUUUGUAUCAUAUUGUACAACAGCUGAUGAAACUAACACUGUAAAAGUGUGACAAAAUGUGAUCAGUGUUAUUUACUGACAGUUGCUAGUUAAAAGUACAAUUUACACAGGACCUUCUAAAUCAGCAGGUUUUGCAUGGGUGGAGUUUUGGCUUGCUUGGUGACAUCAC